Messenger RNA from Pyrenophora tritici-repentis Pt-1C-BFP, 513 nucleotides. The record is from RefSeq and is a predicted model, not a curated record. NCBI's taxonomy places the organism in Eukaryota, Fungi, Ascomycota, Dothideomycetes, Pleosporales, Pleosporaceae.
AUGAGCACCGAGAAAGACGUGCCUGUCGACCCUUUCAGCGACACGUACGUUGAGCCAGCGUCUUUGCUCCCCGAGACCGCCCAGACCGCCGUGGUUGACGAUGACGACAACGCAACGCCUCACAGUGGCCCCGCAGAAGUUACAGAGAACCUUCAGAAGGCGGCGUUCACUGAACCUGUCCAGAUCCCGGUUCCUACACCCAGAUACUCAUCGCCAAUCACAAAUGACCCUCAUUCAAACCAGGCCAGCCUCAAUAACUUCUCAAUACCGGUCAUUCCACCCGCACCUGUUGGACUUGAUGCGACAAUCACGUGGCGUACACGCGACUUGAUGUACCUCCUGAGUCUUUUCAAAUCUGAAGAGCUCGUCGCCGACACCCUCCUAUUUACUCCUUCACUCGAUGACCUUGAGCAUGCCACAUACCCCAUCCACCUGCAGCUCCACAAGAAGACUACCCCUGGAUCUGAGAUAGGCACGCAUUCCCUUGACCCACCCAUUGAACCGCAGCAAUAG